CACAGUUGUUUGUGAGCCGUUAGAUCAAUAAACCCUCCUGUCACGUCUGAAGAACACACACUUCAAGGAAUCGCUGCUUUCUAGUGAGCUGACGAUGCUAGCAGCGCUAACUCUGGCCUCUCUGGGCCUCUUGGCGCGGGCGUCGGACCUCUGCCCGCCCGCCUGCCGCUGCUUCGACAACCUGACCACGGCUGACUGCCGGGACAAAGGCCUGACUCAGAUACCGCCGCUACCGGCCGGAACGCUGAAGCUCUUCAUCUUGAACAACAAGAUCGAGGAAAUACCCGAGAACGGGCUGAAUGAGCUGCAGGUCCUGGACCUGACCCAGAACCAGCUCAGUGCCUCUCUGAACCCGGUUUGGCCCGCUAUGACCAACCUGACCAAGCUGCUGCUGCGCGACAACGACCUGGCGUCUCUGCAUCCGGCCCAGUUCCUGAACUGCCCCGCCCUCGUCUUCUUGGACCUGAGUAAGAACCACAUCAAGCAUCUGACGCCGGAGUUCCUCUAUGGCUUGGCCAAUCUGAAGACGCUGCUCCUGAGCCACAACCAGAUCGAAACGCUGCAGGCGGAGGUUCUGGACAACGUCGUCGGCCUCACAGAGCUCCACCUGGACUUCAACAGGUUGAGGGAAAUAGAGAGCAGCGUCUUCAGGAGCUCCGCCAUGUUGAAGAAGUUGGAUUUGUCCAACAACCGGAUAGUAAAAGUGGAGGAUGGGAGUUUCAGAGGAGCGGCUGGUUUGAAACAUCUGGAUCUGAGUGGAAACCAGCUGGUCACCAUUCCAGCCGAUUCCUUCUCCUCUCUGACUGAACUGGAUCAUCUCUAUUUGACGAGCAACAACCUGACGGAUCUGUCGGACAGAUCGCUGUCUGGACUCAACAACCUGACUGAUCUGGAUCUGAGUCGGAACCAGCUCGCCUCUCUCCCAAAUGAAGUCUUCAAAGACCUGGCCAAGCUCAGGUUUCUGGAUCUCUACAGGAACCGACUGACAGAACUCCCACCGGAUGUUUUCAGGAGUUUGAACAAUCUGUCGGAUCUGCAGCUGGACGGAAACCAGAUCUCAACGCUGCCGCCGGAGGUUUUCGCCGCGUCGCACAAACUUCAAGACCUGCUGCUGUCUCAAAACCACAUCCUGGAGCUCCACCCUGCUCUGUUCGCCAACAUGCCGUCUCUGCAGAACCUUCAGCUGGCCCACAACGCCCUGACGCUGCUUCCAGAGGGCCUUUUCCACAAGCUCCAGGCGCUCAAAGAGCUUCACCUGCAAUACAACCGCAUCGCUUUCCUCCACCAGUCGGUCUUUGACGGUUUACCAAAAGUAACCAGAGUGGAUCUCUCCAACAACCGUAUUUCAUCUCUACACUCAGACCAGUUCAGGGAGCUUUCCAGGUUAAAAGACUUGAAACUGGACGGAAACCAGUUGGUUAAGCUUCCCUCAAAUCUUUUCACUGCUCUUGGGAAACUUGUGACGCUGGAUCUGGGCCACAAUAAUCUCUCGGAGUUGUCCUCAGACACUUUCAAAGGGUUGAUCCACCUUAAGAACCUGAUUCUGAGCUUCAACUCGCUCCACAGCGUCCACUACAACGCCUUCCAGGAUCUGGGCAGCCUCCACACACUGCUGCUGCAGAACAACAGCUUGGAGAGUUUAACCCCCGAGCUCUUCCACCCGCUGCCAAAGCUCAGGGAGCUGAACCUGGACGGAAACAAGCUGGGUCGCCUCAAUCCUCGUCUCUUUCAGAGGCUUAAAGACCUCCAGGAGCUGAGCCUGAAGUCCAACCGGCUCCUGUCUUUAGAGACCAAGACUCUGAAGCCUCUAAAGAAGCUUUCACUCAUCUACCUCUCUGAUAACAUGUGGAACUGUACAAGUGUUGAUAUUUUCUACUUGUGCAACUGGGUUAAGGUAAAUACAGAAAAACUAAACGAUAAGCCGGUCUGCUACUUCCGGUCCGAAUCAAAGUCGCCCCUCUUCUUACUGGAUCACUGCGCUGCCGCUGCGCGCUGCCCGCCUUCGUUUCCUCUACAACUGCUGAGCGUCCUGACGCCUUCUCUCAUCGCUGUAGCCCACAGCUUCCUCUGAAGUGGUUCACGCUUCCUGUACGUCCUCUGCCUUUACUCGUCUGCACUCCAAGAUCAAACGGCGCAGGCAAGAAAAUCUGAGCAAAUCCAACUAAAACUCAAAGAACAUAACGGCUAAAGCCUCCGUCACAUUCAAAGGGCUUUAUACGAUGGAGCAACUCAAAGAGGCGCACAUUAGGGCUUCUGUAGGUAGAAAAAAAAGGAGGAAAUCUCAGAAAUUUUCUAGAAAAAAAAAAAUUUCUCAGUUAAAAAGUUGCACAUUUGGGGCGUGCUGCGGUGGCGUAGGGGAUAGCACGAUGCAUGUUUGGAGGCCUUGAGUCGCCGUUGUG
This is a messenger RNA of Xiphophorus maculatus (southern platyfish), 2399 nucleotides long. Its product is annotated as insulin-like growth factor-binding protein complex acid labile subunit. Gene Ontology annotation, molecular function: protein binding. Gene Ontology annotation, cellular component: extracellular matrix. The coding region runs from base 95 to 2071 and encodes 658 amino acids. The transcript has 3 exons. The record is from RefSeq and is a predicted model, not a curated record. NCBI's taxonomy places the organism in Eukaryota, Metazoa, Chordata, Actinopteri, Cyprinodontiformes, Poeciliidae.